CGGGAUGGGCUGGUGGUCGUGGCGGUGUUUCCCUUUUUUUUUUUUUUUUUUUUUUUUUCCCUUCUUCAUCAGGCUGUCCUCAACUACUGGCCUUAUUCAAACACGUUGCUGACGCUGCAGAUGAUAACAUCCAUCGUCGUCUUGUACACGGGACGUUGGUUCUUCAAAUUGAAUGUGAGGCCAUUCGAGCUGAAGGCUGCGCGCGCAUGUGUACCGGUGGUUUUCUUCUACAAUGCGAACGUCGGAUUUGCGCUGGCGGGCCUCAAAGCACUGAACAUUCCCAUCUUCAACACGCUGAAGCGGAUGACACCCGUAAUGGUCUUGUCAGCGAAGUUUCUCCUUGGUGACCCAUUACCAUCAAGACCCAUACUGCUCUCUGUGGUUAUGAUAGUCAGCGGUUGUAUCAUCGCGGGGACCGGAGAUAUGAGCUUCAACCUGAUGGGGUACCUGAUGGCGCUGAUGUCGUGCUUCCUACAGACAACGUAUCUGCUCCUUGUAGAGAGGUCGGGCAAGGAGAAAGGCUUGAACUCGAACGAGCUGCUGCUUUACAAUGCCGUACUCUCACUCCCUGUGCUCCUCGUUCUCAUCGUGGUCACUGGCGAGUCCAAAUUGUCGCUGCAAGCGAUCGUCAGCUUGUCAGAAAAGCACCGAGAGUUCUUACCGCUGCUCCUCGUUGCCCUCAUCAUGGGCUCGUUGCUCAACUACACGCUGUUUCUGUGCACGCUGUGCAAUUCUGCGCUCACGACGACAAUCGUCGGCGCUCUGAAGGCCGUUGUCUCCACGACUCUCGGGUUCUUUUUGCUCGGCGGAGUGGUCGCCACAAGACAGGUCGUGAUUGGCAUCGUCAUGAAUACGCUCGGUGGCGUCGGGUACACAAUGGCCAAGUACCAGAAGCAGAAGAAACGGCAUGGUAGGAACGACGUCUCCCUCGUUCUCUCUUCUCUCGCGUAUGGAAAGAAGGAUGGUUAUGGGAAGCUGUCUCACACGAAGGACAUGGUGUUCCAGAUGCCAAUCAUCACUCCAAAUGGACACGUCAGCUUCCAGGCACUCCAAAGAAAGUCUUCCCAUCACACUGCGGCUGUGCACAAGUCUGCGAACGAUCCUGAGCAGUUUACACACGUGCUCGUGGAUAUCCGCGUACCUAAUGAUCCCCCGGUUUUGAAUGUCACGUAAAUGCUGCGCUGGGGAACUGAGAUUGUUUGCCAUUGAUCAGCCUCUGGGGAGGGGGCGAGUCCAUAGAGAGGGGGGGCGGGGGUGGGGGAGAGCUCGGAGAGAAGGCUGGGGGGGACGAUGUCUCUUGUAGAGCAUACAUACACUAGGAGGACCUUCUGCGAUGUAUGCAUUCAGCACACAUUUUCCAGCCAGAUCCCUUCGAAUGACUCCAAGCAGCGUGAGUACGACCUUGUUCUUGCCAAGCAGGUGAAUGAAGCCAGGCUUCCGCU
Molecule: messenger RNA, 1442 nt
Organism: Chara braunii
Lineage: Eukaryota; Viridiplantae; Streptophyta; Charophyceae; Charales; Characeae
Source: the annotation of a GenBank genome assembly